Messenger RNA from Wasmannia auropunctata (little fire ant), 1815 nucleotides. RefSeq lists its product as uncharacterized. The annotation marks the transcript as partial. The transcript is spliced from 9 exons. Lineage: Eukaryota; Metazoa; Arthropoda; Insecta; Hymenoptera; Formicidae. The record is from RefSeq and is a predicted model, not a curated record. Gene Ontology annotation, cellular component: axon; membrane; neuronal cell body. Gene Ontology annotation, biological process: sensory perception of taste.
AUGGCGAUGACGACUAUGACGACUGCGAUCCAACAAGCUCUCAGACCUCUUUUUAUUACGGGCUUUAUUAUUGGUUUAGGUGUCUAUCCCUUAAAGGAACUAAAACCGGGAGAUGGGUGGAUUAUAUAUUUAAGUAUUUUAUAUUCUGUAACAAUAUGGUUUGUUUAUGGCUACCUUUUUUACUAUAUGGUGAGCUCUGUAUCACUGAGAGCUAUAUUUCGGGCUACCAUUAGUAUCGUCGUUAUGGAGAUCAACAUCAUUACCACAAUUACAUCUGUAAUCCUUAGUAUAUAUUAUGAGAAGAGGUUUCGAAUAUGUAUGAAAAAGCUUGCUGUUGUGGACGAUACAUUAGAAGAGUUGGGAACUCCGAAAAUCUAUCAAGAAAUGCAUACGUGGUCAAAACGAGUAGUGAUUGGAUGGUUUGUGUUCAGUCUCGCCACCAAUUUUUGCGAUACAAAGUGGUGGCUGCAUAGAAAAGAAACUAAUUCUUGGGGAUUCAUCAUACCCCACUUAUAUAAUCACACUUGUCAUGUCAACACCUUUGUGGAUUUGGCAUUUGUUAUCUCCAUGUGGUAUAUUGGUAGCAGAUUUGACAAAGUGAACGAGCAUAUACAAUGCUUACUAGUGCAAGAGAAGUGCGGCUUGAAGGAUGCAUGGAAGAAAUUCGUAGUCGGUUAUCGGCACACUUCUUAUACAUUAACAAUUACAAACAUAUUGUGGAGCUUAAUGCAUCUUCAUUUAGAAUUAUGUCGCAUUGCACGCGAAUUAAAUCUAAUGUUUGGGACGCAAAUGACUUUCCAAAUGGCAUCUUACCUAUUAACCUUAACAUCUUCGUGUUAUUAUUUGUACGGAAUGCUAAUGCGAGAAGAUAGAGCGGAAAUACCAAUAAUUGCAUGGUGCCAUGUACUAUUAUGGGCUAUUGUAUUUCUGGUAAAACUUUGUAUUAUAAAUUGCAUCUGCGAAAAUAUCAGUGUAAAGAGAUUUGAGAUAAGUAUGAAGAAGCUUGCUGUUGUGGAUGAUACUUUGGAGAAAUUAGGUACUCCAAAAAUGUAUGAAAAGCUACAUAUGAGAUCAAAACAAAUAAUAAUCUGCUGGAUUGUGUACAGCCUUGCAAUGAAUUUUAUCGAUACGAUAUGGUGGUUGAGCUUGGAAGAAACUGCUUCUUUCGGAUUAUAUAUAGCUCACGUAGUAAAUCAUGGAUUUCAUAUCAAUGCGUUUAUGGAUAUGUUAUUUGCCUUCUUUUUAUGGUACAUUGGGACUAGAUUUGAUAAAGUAAAUGAGCAUAUGCGAUGCUUACUAAAAAAAGAGGAUCAUGAGCUGAGAUGUACAUGGAAGAGAUCUAUGAUCGCUUUUCAUCAAUACACUUUAUAUACUAAUUACAAGCUAACAUUAUGGACGUCAAUGCAACUUCAUUUAGAAUUAUGUCGCCUUGCUCGCGAGUUAAACUUGAUAUUUGCAGUACAAAUGACUUUUGAAAUGGCAUUCUUUCUAUCAUAUUUAACAUCACUAUUCUAUUAUUUAUAUUGGAUGCUAAUACAAGAACAUUGGGAAAAAAUUUACUCAAUAUAUGAUUGGAUUAGUAUCAUUUUUUGGGUUUUUGUAUUAUUGGUAAGAAUCUACAUCGUAAACUACACCUGCGACAAUGUCACGCAAAAGGCUAACAAAAUUGGUAAAUUAUUUCAUCAAUUGUCGCAUAUCCAUCGAUACGCUGAUAUUUGGAAGGAGAUUUAUCAGUUUACUCUACAAACAAUGCAUCAUCCGUUGAAAUUCACUGGAAUGGGUCUCUUCUAUUUUGGUCAUGAAUUUCUUCGAAAG